Molecule: messenger RNA, 3403 nt
Organism: Ilex paraguariensis (yerba mate)
Lineage: Eukaryota; Viridiplantae; Streptophyta; Magnoliopsida; Aquifoliales; Aquifoliaceae
Source: the annotation of a GenBank genome assembly
AUGAGAGCUGGAUUGAGUACGAUCCAGCAAACCCUGACCCCAGAGGCGGCGAGUGUAUUGAACCACUCGAUCGCCGAAGCGGGUCGGCGGAACCACGGCCAAACGACGCCGCUUCACGUGGCGGCGACACUUUUGUUAUCUCCGACGGGGUUUCUCCGGCAAGCAUGUAUUCGUUCACACCCAAACUCAUCACACCCUCUUCAGUGCCGAGCUCUGGAGCUUUGCUUUUCGGUGGCUCUUGAGAGACUACCAACAGCUCAGAAUACGUCACCGGCGACGGAACCGCCGAUUUCUAACGCAUUAAUGGCGGCGUUAAAGCGAGCACAAGCUCAUCAACGGCGGGGAUGUCCUGAACAGCAACAACAGCCUCUUUUAGCUGUGAAAGUUGAGCUUGAACAGCUAAUUAUAUCAAUUCUUGAUGACCCCAGUGUGAGUAGAGUUAUGAGAGAAGCUAGCUUUUCAAGUCCUGCUGUGAAGGCUACAAUUGAGCAAUCUUUGAAUUCAAGCUCCGGGAAUGUUAAUCAAGGAACAUUAGGAAUUGGGUUUAGGCCAAACCCAACACCUAUGCCGAUUCCGAAUCGGAAUUUGUAUUUGAAUCCCCGGUUGCAACAGGUGAAUCCGGCGGCGCAACCGGGGAAUCAAAGGAAUGAGGAAGUGAAAAAGGUUAUUGAUAUUUUGUUGAGAACCAAGAAGAGAAAUCCAGUUCUGGUGGGGGAGGGUGAACCAGAGGCUGUGAUGAAGGAACUGUUGAGGAGGAUUGAGAAAGGGGAAUUGGGAGAAGGGCCACUUAAGAAUGUUCAGGUGAUUUCGAUUGAGAAAGAGCUUGUACUGGAUAAAGCGCAAAUACCCUCGAAAAUUAAGGAGUUGGGAGGGCUAAUUGAGACUAAAAUUGGGAGUUCUAAUGGUGGUAUUGGGAUUAUGGUUGACUUGGGUGAUUUGAAAUGGCUUGUUGAGCAGCCUGUGAGUUUCAGUGUUCCGGCCCCUGGUGGUGGGGUGCAGCAACAGGUGGUUUCUGAGGUGGGGCGGGUGGCGGUUGUGGAGAUGGGAAAGAUUUUGGGGAGGAUUGGAGAGGGGGGUAAUGGUGGGAUUUGGAUUAUUGGAACUGCUACUUGCGAGACUUAUUUGAGGUGCCAGGUUUAUCAUCCUACGAUGCAAGAUGAUUGGGAUUUGCAGGCAGUGUCAAUUGCUUCAAGAUCGCCUCUUCCGGGGAUGUUUCCUAGGCUGGGGACAAAUGGAAUUGUGAGCCCUUUGAUGGGAUCUUUGAACCCAUUGAAGAGAUUUCUGACUGCAUCACCUGCUCUGCCACGACCUGUCUCUGGGAAUUUGGAUCCUGCCCAAAGAGUGAACUGUUGCCCACAAUGUUCAAAUAAUUAUGAACAAGAGCUAGCAGAACUAGUAGCCGAGGAAUUGAAAACAUCUUCUGAAGUAGCAUCAGAAGCAACUAAACCACCCCUACCACAGUGGUUGCAAAAUGCCAAACUCCAUAAUAGCGAUGGUAAAACAGCUGAUCAGUCAAAGAGCAAGGAUCAAGAGUUGAUUUUCAGACAGAAGUCUCAAGAAUUACAGAAGAAAUGGAGCAAUAAAUGUUCGACUCUGCAUCCUAAUUUUCAUCAUAACCUCAGGCCUGAGAGAAUUGCUCCAACAACUCUUUCAAUGGCAGGCUUAAAUAAUCCAAACCUGCUUGUACGUCAACCUUUCCAGCCCGAAUUGCAACCGACUAGACACCUUGGUGGAACCCUGCAGUUGAACUCAAAUCAAGUGGCCAGCCAACCUUCAGAUCAUAUAGGUAGCCUUCCCAGAAGCCCUGUGAGGACAGACCUUAUUCUUGGGACUCCCAAAGUUGCUGAAGCAACCCCGGAGAAAACACAGGAGGGGCACAUUAAAGACUUUUUGGGCUGCAUCUCCUCUGAACCACAAACUAAAGGUCUGAUGGAGAGUAUCAAGUUUGCUAAGGCGUCAGAUGCUGACUCCUUCAAGAAACUCCUCAAGGGUCUAAUGGAGAAAGCUUGGUGGCAGCCAGAAGCAGCUUCCAAUGUGGCUACAGCUGUGACACAGUGCAAAUUGGGCAAUGGAAAACGGCAUGUUGCUGGAUCAAAAGGUGACAUAUGGCUAUUAUUUACAGGUCCUGACAGGGUUGGCAUGAAGAAGAUGGCAUCAGUCCUUUCAGAACAGGUAUGUGGGGAGAGUCCCAUAAUGAUAUGUUUUGGCUCGCGACGUGAUGAGAGGGAAUCAGAUGUGAAUAUCCGUGGUAAAACAGCAUUAGAUCGGAUUGCUGAGGCAGUUAGGAGAAACCCUUUUUCAUUAAUUAUGCUUGAGGACUUCAAUGAAGCAGAUAUGCUUGUCCGUGGGAGCAUCAAACGUGCAAUGGAGAGGGGGCGGCUCGUCGACUCUCAUGGCCGUGAGAUAAGUCUCAGUAACAUUAUAUUCAUACUUACCGGGGAUUGGUCGCCAGUUAAUCUGAAAAGUUCAGGGAAAAGGCAAUUGCUUGUUGAAAAAAAGCUUGCCUCUUUAGCAAGUGACGGUUGGCAGUUAAGGCUAACAAUAGGUGAAAAGAGUGGAAAGCGCCGUGCCAAUUGGGUUCAUGAUGAAGAAGACAGGCUCACCAGGCCUAGGAAAGAAAUGGUUUCCGGCCUGUCGUUUGAUCUUAAUCAAGCAGCUGUUACCGAGGAUUUUAGAACAGGUGGGUCUCAUAGUUCCGGUGAUUUCACCAUUGACCAUGAAGAUGAGCUUGCCUUCGAGAAUAGACCAUUUGCGAUAGCAUCAGUGCUUCAUGAGCUGGCCAGUUCUGUCGAUGGGACAAUUGUCUUCAAGCCUUUGGAGUUUGGCUCCGUUUGCCACGAGAUAAAAAACACAAUUUCGAAGAGUUUCUCGACUGUUUUAGACGGCAGUCUCUCCAUAGAAGUAGAAAAUGAUAGCCUUGAGAAGAUCCUAGGCGGAAUAUGUCAUGGCCAAACCAGUUUAACAGAGUGGGCAGAUAAAGUCUUAGUUCCAAGCUUCCAAAAACUGAAGGCGCGCCUACCCUCCAGCAUUCUUGAUUCAUCUGAUGAAUCUACAGUUGUUCGGCUCGAGCUCGACAUUGAUUCCGACAGCCGGAGCAAUGGAGACUGGUUGCCAAGUAAUAUUUCAUUGGUGGUGGAUGGUGUAUGAGCACGGGGAUACCAUUGGCAUAUCUUAGUUUGUCUUGGAUAUAUAUGGUGUAAAUAGGUUCAAUCCUUUGGCAGGGUAGUUAUACGGUUAGGGAGGGUGGUAAGGAAGAGCUGUUAGAGUGAGACUUGAUAGAUUAACGGUACUCGGCUUUUUUUUUUUUUUUUUUUAAUUAUUUAUUAAUUUCUUGUUGCUUUUUUAUAAACUAGUGACUAGUGAUUUCACUAUAAAUAUUUAUAUUUUAAUUACAAGGGACCAU